Geodia barretti is the source of this 3578-nucleotide messenger RNA. The record is from the annotation of a GenBank genome assembly. NCBI's taxonomy places the organism in Eukaryota, Metazoa, Porifera, Demospongiae, Tetractinellida, Geodiidae.
AGCCCAUACUCUCCACGUGCUUUUCUAAAGUACAUUCACUCCCCGGCUCGCCUUGCGUGCCGUUCGUUGUUCCAAGAACUAGUGAGCCCGGUCCACCCCGUGGUGUAACAACACUGCUAAGUCGUCGUAUCGAAUAGGAGAUCAUAUAGAAGAAAAAGUUGUGCGUUUUUUGGCAGGUGUGCGUAUCCUGCGCAUUGUGCACCGUAUCUGAAAAUCGCCAAGAAUUUUGUUUGAACGUGUGAGUUGUGUGUCGGCGGACCUAGCGAGAGACGGGAGGACGGCACUGGAGGUGGUGUGAUAUUGGUGAAGCCUUCACUCUAGUCAGCUGCUGGGCGCUCCGUUGGUCGUCACCUGGCUCAUAUGGCAGAAACAAAACGAGAGGAACAGGACUCACAAUCCUCUGCCACCUCCACCACCGAGCAGUGCCCAGACCAGCAGCCUCCCAGCAAUCAACAGCAAGCCACCAGUCACAAUCCAGUAUCAAGUGCUGUGACCAUGCACACGAAGCCAGCCGGGAAAGACCUCCCCACAUCAGCUGGCACCGCUAGCACUCGCUCCACCCCUCCCCCACCCUCCCACCUCACACCCCCCACAGCGACCCACGGGGCAGCCCCUGACAUUGAGAUCACAGACGAGACGACGGGUCCCCCGAAGAGCAGCGAGCCCAGCAGCCCUCUCUCUGAGGAAGAUUUCUCCAGUGGCGGAGAACAGGAUGACGGGAAGGGUUACGUUGCACACCAGUUCGGAGGGCCAGGGGAGAGCCCCUACUAUAUGAUGUCGUUACCCAACGGUGUCAGUAGUGGAUCGGGGGGAGGAGAUCCGGCCAUGCUGCCAGGCCACUCCCUCCCGAACACUGCCUGGGGCGGGGCUGGAGACGUUGGAAUGGCCGAAGGGUCGUAUGUUCACAUGAUGGACUCCGCCCCAUUCCUACAUCACUCUGCCACGUCCAUCAACAGUCACAUGACCUCUGACCCCAUGUCCCCGCCCCCCGAGGGGGAGGGGCUAAGAGCGACACUCGUUCGACAGCUAGAGUACUAUUUCUCCAAGGAAAACCUCAGCUCUGACAAAUACCUGUUAUCCCAGAUGGAUGGAGAUCACUAUGUGCCUGUGUCAGUCAUAGCCGGAUUUUUGAAGGUCAAAAGGUUAACUACAGACAUAAACCUAAUAAUGGAUGCCAUCCGAGAGUCCCAUCAUCUCCAACUGGACGAGACGACAGAGAAGGUGAGGGCAGUCCCAGAGAAGAGAUGUGUCCUCAUCCUCAGAGAAAUACCCAAAGACACCCCUCAAAAGCACAUAGAAGGUCUGUUCUCCAGCGACAGCUGCCCAAACUUCUGCACCUGCGAGUUUGCAGAGAAUGACUGCUGGUACAUCACCUUUGACUCUGAGGAGGACACACAAAAGGCAUUUGCCCACCUGCGAGAGGAUGUGAGGAAUUUCCUGGGCCAUCCCAUCAGAGCGAGGAUCAAGGGAACGACGGUCCAGCGACCUUCCGCUGUGACCAAGAAAUCACACUACCCCUCCUCCUCCUCCUCCUACCCCUCUGUACAGAAUGUCUACAAUGGACAGCAACCUGUGCAGUAUUUCUCCCAGCCAGUGUCACAAUGGGGUCCCUAUUACCAUGGAGACCCUAACUACAUGCCCUACAUGAAUGGCUACCACCCUCCCCAGGGAUUUGGUCCCCCUCUUCCCUCCUCACAACCACAACCGCCCACCUCUAAACCUUCUCCAGUUAGCAAUGGAGCUCCACCUACCAUACAGGCCAAUGCAGGCAGUAGUAGUGGACCACAGAACCUGCCUCCCAAACCACAGAGAUCUGAACUAAAGGUUGGUUCAGCCAGAGACGGUGUGAGAAAUGCUCCUGGAAAUAAGUCCCAGUCUCCAUACAGUAGAUCAGGGGACAGAGAGUACAGUAGAUCUGGAGACAGGGAAUAUAGAGGAGACAGAGAGUACAGUAGAGAUUUUAGCAGAACAAACAGGUCACAGGUGUUCAAUAGAGUAGAAGGUCGUCCUCCUUCCACUGGAAGGGGACGUUACAAAGACCGCGAUCGUAGCGACCGAGACAGAGACGGCAAGCGACCGGGAGGCAAUAAUUACAGGAGCCAGUCACGACCAUCCCCCAAGCCUCUCCGUAAACAGGCUCCGCCUCCUCCACCCACCACUCCACCGACAGACAAGACUCUGAGUACCAACACGACCAACAAUCCCAGAUCUGACCCCAACUCUGGCCCCUCCCUCUCCACGACCGCCUCUAGUACCAACGAGGGGGCGUCCCUGUCGUCAACAACCUCUUUGUCGAGCUCAACCAGCGGGGCAAAGACAGAUGGCGGGAGACUGAGCUAUGCACAGAUGGCCCAGAAGGCACCCGCACCACUGCCACCUAAACUACCCUCACAACAGAACUCUAACGCAAACGGAAACAACGCAGCCAGUGGAACAACGCCGGCCUCUAGUGGAGGAACCAGCAGUGGAGGAACUGAGACUAGCAGUGCUACUAAUAAUAGGGACAAGGAACAGAUUGCUUCGUCUUCCUCAACGGCUGCCGGAGGUUCAGAACGCAGCAGUAGUAUCAGUAGUAAUAGUAGCAGUACAAGUGGUGGAGGGAGGGAUGCGUCUCGCCGCAGCCCAGACUCAGACUCGCGUCCUCCCCACCCACACACCCCGUCCAAACACCACCCGACUCCCCAGGAGAGCGGUGGUGGGUGUGGCAGUAGAGGUGAACUGGCAGCUAGUAUUCCCCUCCCCCAGUCCCCUCCCUCGUCCAGCGGGGCCACCUCUCCUGACCCUGUCGUCUCCUCCUAAUCACCUCCUCCUCCCGUGUGUCCUCUUGACAUCCACUACCACUGCUAGGUGUCCCUGUGUAAAUUAAUCUAUCAAAAAGGUCUCAUCGCACACACACACACACACACACACCAAACACUGUGUAAACUUUUAUUGCACUUUUUCUUCUUGUCUUUGUCUAUUACAAUACUCUGUUUUUGUGAAGACUUUGUAACCCUGUUUCCCCUGAUUUACCUGUUACUAUUGUGUAUGUGUAUACAAGUCUUGUUUGUGUGUGUUCUUUAUCAGUAAUUGCUGUAUAAUUGUGUCACCUGUAUAUCUCUCUUCUCAGUUUUGUGUAAAAAUCUGUGUUAAUGUUACGUGAUACUAUACAUAACUCAGUUGUGUGAUAGAAGAGUUGUACAAAUGACUCAUCAUGUAUCUGUCUUGUCUGUGUGUGUGGGUGUGUUCAUGACAGGCUAGCCAUGUGGGAUCGUUGCCAAAAGUGCGUGUAUAUAAAAAGUGAUGUCAUAAGAAAUCUCUGCAUGUUUGCCUAACAAGAAGUUUUGUAUCACAACGCACAAGGAUGCCUUUUUAUGGCCCUGUACCAAAACUGUUGUAUUAUUGUCAAUUUAUGUGUGUGUGUGUUACAGUAGUCUCCCUGUCACUAGGUAUUAUUGUUAUUAUUCAAAUUUGCUGUACAUAGCCCUAAAUUUUCUCUGAUGCAAUAGUAUUAUUUAUCAUUGUUCUUGUGUGCCCUUAUUCAUGUAAUAGGAAUGUUGCAAGAUUAAUAUUCAACUUUUAAUUGGUACUAAAGUUUA